This is a messenger RNA of Zea mays, 822 nucleotides long. RefSeq lists its product as uncharacterized. Bases 31 to 633 code for a protein of 200 amino acids. The transcript is spliced from 4 exons. Lineage: Eukaryota; Viridiplantae; Streptophyta; Magnoliopsida; Poales; Poaceae. The record is from RefSeq and is marked predicted.
GUCCUGAUUGCCCCUGCUAUUGGACCAAAGAUGGGUCUUAACUUCAGUGUACUCAACACAUUCGGAGUCCCAGGGCUGAGGGGGGCGACUACCAAGCAGGUUUAUGAGCGGCAUUUCGCGAACAAGGAAACCAAGGAGUUCAAAGAUUUCCACAUUGCCUACGUCGAGUUCUGCAAGUAUUUCAACACGGUGAUGCCCGGUCAGGAUUUUGACACUCCAUCUACUACGGUGAUUCAGAAAUUCUUUGAAGACGAGUGGAAGCCGGAGAAGAACGAGGAGGAGAGGAAGAGGAAGUUCCUGGAGUUCAUGAGGAAGAAGGUGAGGGAGGCCAAGGUGGACGACAGCUUCUUCAUCGCGGCGGGGCUGGCGGUGCCGGUGGCGGCCGUCAUCGGCAAGAGGGCCAGCGGGCAGAUCCCCUACGUGAAGAGCGUGAGGCUGGACCUGGUCCCCAACGUCGUGUUCGUGCCGUUCGUGACGCUGCUCGGCAUCAUGGGCGCCACCGCGUGGCAGAUGGGCAACAAGAGCGCUGUCGCCCAGGAGGACGAGGACGCCAACGAGGAGGAGAAGAAGAAGGAGACGAUGAAGCGCGCGGCGGGGCAGCAGCAGCAGGAGGAGCAAAACAGGUCGCCUUGAUUGAUGGCUUGUUCUUCAUGCAUGCGUGCAUGCAUCGUCUCUUGGUUGAUGAAUGCGUGUGUACUGUAUGCAUGGAUGACUCUGGAUCAGUCACUCGUUUAUUCACCCAAUAACCAUGGGAUUAUUAUUUGUUCAUCGAUGAAACAUUUUAUGGCGCAUAAACAAUAAUCUCAUGGAUGCAAAAUUGUG